AUCUGUGAGGGGAGGGAGGAGAAGUGAGGGAACUCCGUCGUUCUGGGCGCGCACUCGCCCGCGGUCGAGAGUCGAGUCCCCAGGAGGCUGCUCCUCGCCGCCUUGUUUUGGGCUCCGUGAGCCGAAAGGGGCAGGGCAGAAGAAGGCGACACAAACACGCCGCGGGAAGAGCGCGGCCCCGGCCUCUGCCUGCGUGCGCUUACUAGCGCGGGCUCAGUACUGGCGCGGGAGGCGCGCGGCGGCGGCGCCUGCGCGGUCGGGCUCGGUCGACAGUUCGCAGGGGAGGAGGCGGCGGGAGGCGGAGGAGGCGGCGGCGGCGAUGGAGGUGAAGCGGCUGAAAGUGACCGAGCUGCGGUCGGAGCUGCAGCGGCGGGGCCUGGAUUCGCGCGGCCUCAAGAUGGAUCUGGCGCAGCGGCUUCAGGAGGCGCUGGAUGCUGAGAUGCUGGAGGACGAGGCCGGCGUUGGUGGCGCCGGGCCCGGCGGGGCCUGCAAGGCGGAGCCUCGGCCUGUGGCCGCGUCGGGCGGAGGCCCGGGCGGGGACGAGGAGGACGACGACGACGACGACGAGGAGGAGGACGAGGAGGCGCUGCUUGAGGACGAAGACGAGGAGCCACCUCCUGCUCAAGCUUUGGGGCAGGCCGCGCAGCCUCCUCCGGAGCCCCCGGAGGCGUCAGCCAUGGAGGCCGAACCCGAAUCCUCCGACACACCGGCGGAGGCCACGGCCGGGUCAGGUGGGGUAAACGGUGGUGAAGAGCAUGAGACCGGCAAGGGGGAGGAAGACGGGCCGGAGGAACGGAGCGGGGAUGAGACGCCGGGAUCCGAGGCACCGGGUGACAAGGCCACAGAGGAACAAGGAGAUGACCAGGAUAGUGAAAAGUCAAAACCAGCAGGCUCAGAUGGUGAGCGGCGGGGGGUAAAGAGACAGCGGGAUGAGAAGGAUGAACAUGGCCGAGCUUACUAUGAAUUCCGAGAGGAGGCUUACCACAGCCGCUCGAAGUCUCCACCACCUCCAGAAGAAGAAGCAAAAGAUGAAGAGGAGGAUCAGACACUUGUGAACCUGGACACAUAUACCUCAGAUCUCCAUUUUCAAAUAAGCAAAGACCGAUAUGGAGGGCAGCCACUUUUCUCAGAAAAAUUUCCUACCCUUUGGUCUGGGGCAAGGAGUACUUAUGGAGUAACAAAGGGAAGAGUAUGCUUCGAGGCCAAGGUAACACAGAAUCUCCCAAUGAAAGAAGGCUGCACAGAAGUUUCUCUACUCAGAGUUGGGUGGUCUGUUGAUUUUUCCUGUCCACAGCUUGGUGAAGAUGAAUUCUCUUAUGGUUUUGAUGGAAGAGGACUCAAGGCAGAGAAUGGGCAGUUUGAGGAAUUUGGCCAGACUUUUGGGGAGAAUGAUGUCAUUGGCUGUUUUGCUAAUUUUGAAACUGAAGAAGUAGAACUUUCCUUCUCCAAGAAUGGAGAAGACCUGGGUGUGGCAUUCCGGAUCAGCAAGGAAUCUCUAGCAGAUCGAGCCCUUCUACCCCAUGUCCUUUGCAAAAAUUGUGUCAUAGAAUUAAACUUCGGUCAGAAGGAAGAGCCCUUUUUCCCACCACCAGAAGAGUUUGUGUUCAUCCAUGCUGUGCCUGUAGAGGAGCGUGUACGGAUUGCGGUUCCUCCUAAGACCAUAGAGGAGUGUGAGGUGAUUCUGAUGGUAGGACUCCCUGGAUCUGGGAAGACCAAGUGGGCACUAAAGUAUGCAAAAGAAAACCCUGAGAAAAGAUACAAUGUCCUGGGAGCUGAGACUGUGCUCAGUCAAAUGAGGAUGAAAGGGCUGGAGGAGCCAGAGAUGGACCCCAAGAGCCGAGACCUCUUAGUUCAGCAAGCUUCCCAGUGCCUUAGUAAGCUAGUCCAGAUUGCUUCCCGAUCAAAGAGGAACUUCAUUCUUGAUCAGUGUAAUGUGUACAACUCUGGCCAACGAAGGAAGUUAUUGCUGUUCAAGACUUUCUCCAGGAAAGUGGUGGUGGUUGUCCCUAAUGAGGAAGAUUGGAAGAAGAGGCUGGAGUUGAGAAAAGAAGUGGAGGGAGAUGAUGUGCCUGAGUCUAUAAUGCUGGAGAUGAAAGCCAACUUCUCUCUACCUGAGAAAUGCGAUUAUAUGGAUGAGGUGACAUAUGGGGAGCUGGAAAAAGAAGAAGCCCAACCCAUUGUUACUAAAUACAAGGAGGAAGCCAGGAAGCUGCUGCCCCCCUCUGAGAAGCGGACAAACCGCAGGAACAAUCGCAACAAGAGAAACCGGCAGAACCGAAGCAGAGGCCAAGGCUAUGUGGGCGGGCAGCGCCGAGGCUACGACAACCGGGCCUACGGGCAGCAGUACUGGGGGCAGUCUGGAAACAGAGGGGGCUAUCGUAAUUUCUAUGAUCGAUACAGGGGUGACUAUGAUCGAUUCUACAGACAAGAUUAUGAGUACAACAGAUACAGAGACUAUUACAGACAAUACAACCGGGAUUGGCAGAAUUACUACUACCACCACCAACAGGACAGAGACCGAUACUACAGGAACUACUACGGUUACCAAGGGUAUCGGUGAAGCCCCUGCUGUUUUCACCUGUCAGCCAUGAAGCUGAGGCUCUGGGGAUGCCAAGCAUCCCCCAAAACACAACCAAGGAAAACAGGGGCUGUUGGGGUGGGGCUGAGCUGCCGGGGAGGGGUGGUUGGGGGG
Molecule: messenger RNA, 2692 nt
Organism: Chionomys nivalis (European snow vole)
Lineage: Eukaryota; Metazoa; Chordata; Mammalia; Rodentia; Cricetidae
Gene: Hnrnpul2
Product: heterogeneous nuclear ribonucleoprotein U like 2
Exons: 14
Coding region: 320-2560 (746 amino acids)
Cellular component (GO): membrane
Molecular function (GO): protein binding
Source: RefSeq, a predicted model, not a curated record